CGCUGCUCACGCAGUGCUCUCGCUUCCACAGUAUGGCCGGCGACAUUAGCUAGCGCUCGCUCUGCUCUCUUUAACGGGGAAACAGCGGACUACAAGAGACUGAACUCUAAUCUGCCUCUUUCCAACAGACUCGUUCAACUUUCGCUCACAAACACACUCACGAAAAAAGCCGGGGAAAUUUUAUUAGUCCUUUUUUUCUAAAAAAAAGUUAAUAUAAAAUUAUAGCAAAAAAAAAAAAGAAAAAGGAAAAAAAAAAGGAACCUGAACUUUUAAGUAACACAGCUGGAACAAUCCGCAGCGGCGGCGGCGGCAGCAGCGGCGGGAGAGAAAAAAAAAAAGAUUUAAUUUAGUUGAUUUUCUGUGGUUGUUGGUUGUUCGCUCGUCUCACGGUGAUGGAAGCUGCACAUUUUUUCGAAGGAACCGAGAAGCUGCUGGAGGUUUGGUUCUCCCGGCAGCAAGCCGACGCAAACCAAGGAUCUGGGGAUCUUCGCACCAUUCCAAGAUCCGAAUGGGACAUACUUUUGAAGGAUGUGCAAUGUUCAAUCAUAAGUGUGACAAAAACUGACAAGCAGGAAGCUUAUGUACUCAGUGAGAGUAGCAUGUUUGUCUCCAAGAGACGUUUCAUUUUGAAGACAUGUGGUACCACCCUCUUGCUGAAAGCACUGGUUCCCCUGUUGAAACUUGCUAGGGACUACAGUGGGUUUGACUCAAUUCAAAGCUUCUUUUAUUCUCGUAAGAAUUUCAUGAAGCCUUCUCACCAAGGGUACCCACACCGGAAUUUCCAGGAAGAAAUAGAGUUUCUUAAUGCAAUUUUCCCAAAUGGAGCAGCAUAUUGUAUGGGACGCAUGAAUUCUGACUGUUGGUACUUAUAUACUUUGGAUUUCCCAGAGAGUCGGGUAAUCAGUCAGCCAGAUCAAACCCUGGAAAUUCUGAUGAGUGAGCUUGACCCAGCAGUUAUGGACCAGUUCUACAUGAAAGAUGGUGUUACUGCAAAGGAUGUCACUCGUGAGAGUGGAAUUUGUGACCUGAUACCAGGUUCUGUCAUUGAUGCCACACUGUUCAAUCCUUGUGGGUAUUCAAUGAAUGGAAUGAAAUCAGAUGGAACUUAUUGGACUAUUCACAUCACUCCAGAACCAGAAUUUUCUUAUGUUAGCUUUGAAACAAACUUAAGUCAGACCUCCUAUGAUGACCUGAUUAGGAAAGUGGUGGAAGUCUUCAAGCCAGGAAAAUUUGUGACCACCCUGUUUGUAAAUCAGAGUUCUAAAUGUCGUGCAGUGCUUUCUUCGCCCCAGAAGAUUGAAGGUUUUAAACGUCUUGAUUGCCAGAGUGCUAUGUUUAAUGAUUACAAUUUUGUUUUUACCAGUUUUGCUAAAAAGCAGCAACAGCAGCAGAGUUGAUUAAGAAAAAUGAAGAAAAAACGCAAAAAGAGAACACACAUCGAAGGUGGUAGCUGCUUUUUAGAUGUUGAUACAAGGGGCCAUGCUUUCCAUAAUCACCACCUCAUAGUUGCAGAAAGCCCUAGAUGUAAAGAUAGUGUAAUCAUUUUGAAUUGUAUGCAUUAUUAUAUCAAGGAGUUAGAUAUCUUGCAUGAAUGCUCUCUUCUGUGUUUAGGUAUCCUAUGCCACUCUUGCUGUGAAAUUGAAGUGCAUGUAGAAAAAAACUUUUACUAUAUAAAACAUUACAACACUUGUGAAAACAAUUCAAUUUGGUUUACGCACAGCGUAAUAUUUCUCCAGGUAUCACCCAAAAUCCCCCACAGACAAGGCUUUCGUCCUCAUUAGGUGUAGGCCUCAGCCUAACUGUCUGGGACUGUUCUACUAAAUUGCUGCCAGGAUUUUUACAUCCCGUUACCUCCACUUUCUAAAACAUAUUCUCUACUAAUAUUAUUGAAAUCAAUUUCUACUUCAUACAGAUGUUUUUGCAACAGCAAUUAAAAAGUUUUCUUCCGUGA
Molecule: messenger RNA, 1951 nt
Organism: Sorex araneus (European shrew)
Lineage: Eukaryota; Metazoa; Chordata; Mammalia; Eulipotyphla; Soricidae
Gene: AMD1
Product: adenosylmethionine decarboxylase 1
Exons: 9
Coding region: 393-1397 (334 amino acids)
Biological process (GO): spermidine biosynthetic process; spermine biosynthetic process
Cellular component (GO): cytosol
Molecular function (GO): adenosylmethionine decarboxylase activity; putrescine binding
Source: RefSeq, a predicted model, not a curated record